UUUUAACCCAAAAUCAAAGCAUGAGUCCUUCUGCUGCUUCUUUCUUGCUUCUGUUAUCUUCUCUAGCUCUCGUCUCCAUUGCCAAGACUCAAGACAGAGCUCCCCAUGGCAUUUCCCACGAGAAUCCCAUGGCCUUCUCACCAUCGGCAUAUGAAUUCUUCCACCCCAAAACCCAAAACCCAGACCCCAAAAACUCACCGUUGCUAAUGGCGGCUGAAGUGGACAAAGCACUUGAAACCAAAGUAAUACCGAGACAGAAAUCAGGCCAUCGAAUGGGAGCUGGUGGAGUUGCUGCCAUUGUAUUGGGUCUGGCGUUUGUAGUGCUUUCGGCAAUGGGUGUUUUCUAUGUGCUUAACACUCGUCGAGCUAAUGCUAUGGCUAGUCGACCCGACACUGUUCAACCUGAUGCCUGAUAGUGUGCUCUUCAAUCACCAACCCUCUCUCCAUUGUAUAAAUACAUAUAUAUAGGCUAAUACAUAUAUAUGGGUGUUUUCCUGCUUCCAAUCUGCUUUCAUGGAGUGUAUUUGUUUUAAGAUUCAGUUGGUUAUAUAAGUGGGAUGGUAGUGUUUUUUCAUAUUUAGACUAUU
Hibiscus syriacus is the source of this 587-nucleotide messenger RNA. RefSeq lists its product as uncharacterized. The transcript has a single exon. The record is from RefSeq and is a predicted model, not a curated record. Lineage: Eukaryota; Viridiplantae; Streptophyta; Magnoliopsida; Malvales; Malvaceae. Bases 21 to 413 code for a protein of 130 amino acids.